Molecule: messenger RNA, 671 nt
Organism: Scomber japonicus (chub mackerel)
Lineage: Eukaryota; Metazoa; Chordata; Actinopteri; Scombriformes; Scombridae
Gene: haus2
Product: HAUS augmin like complex subunit 2
Exons: 6
Coding region: 1-654 (217 amino acids)
Biological process (GO): microtubule nucleation; spindle assembly; centrosome cycle
Cellular component (GO): HAUS complex; mitotic spindle microtubule; centrosome
Source: RefSeq, a predicted model, not a curated record
AUGUUCUCGGUGAGUCCAGCUGCCAGCCUGCUGUCCAGAUGUGUUUCCAGAGGAAUCGUGUCUCAGGAGCAGAUAGACUCCGCCUCCUGCAGCCAGAGCCCCGCCUCCAGCAGCCAGAGCCCCGCCCCCUGCAGCCAGAGCCCCGCCCCCUGCAGCCAGAGCUCCGCCUUCUCCUCUCACCUGCAGGAAGCUGAGCAGCGAAUCAGAGCGCAGAGACAGCUGGAUGAGGUGAGGCUGCAGCUGGAGUUGCUGCAGGUGGAGAAGCAGAGCGCCGACGUCACGCACAGAUUCUACCUCACGGGGCGUCUCCAGAUGUUACAGGUGUUCUGUGGACACCUGCAGGACGUCCUGAAGGAGAACAGCAGCCUGAGACAGAGACUGAUGAGGCCGCUGGGUCGCACCAACCUUCCAGUCCAGGCUCACCUGCACAGGUGUGUAGUAGACGUUGUGCAGAUGAUGUUUGACUACAUUCAGACGUUGGAGGAGAAGAUCGGCUCCAUCAGAAACUUUCCAGCUGCCAGAAACCAGCUCAGUCAGCUGAGCUCCUCUCUCUCCCAGCUCGUCUCUCAGGUAGCUGAGGUGGAGAGUUUGUCCAAUCAGGUUCUUCAGUGGAAGGAAGUCCGCAGCAGCCUCCUGAGUGACAGUUCAGCCUGAGGAGUCCUUCAUCCUGC